Messenger RNA from Periophthalmus magnuspinnatus, 1270 nucleotides. RefSeq names its product forkhead box Q1a (gene foxq1a). Gene Ontology annotation, molecular function: DNA-binding transcription factor activity, RNA polymerase II-specific; RNA polymerase II cis-regulatory region sequence-specific DNA binding. The transcript has a single exon. The record is from RefSeq and is a predicted model, not a curated record. The coding region runs from base 52 to 747 and encodes 231 amino acids. Gene Ontology annotation, biological process: regulation of transcription by RNA polymerase II; cell differentiation; anatomical structure morphogenesis. NCBI's taxonomy places the organism in Eukaryota, Metazoa, Chordata, Actinopteri, Gobiiformes, Gobiidae.
UGCUCGUGCAGGUGCGUAAAAGGAGCAUUACGCACCGGAUCUGUUGGCAACAUGAAGCUGGAGGUUCUGUGCGGAGGACACUGUAGCGUCAAACCAGAGGAGGAGCUGGGGUCAGAUGGAGACAGGGCAGCACCGGUCACUCCAGACUCCAAGAGCGCGUCCAAACCCUACGCGCGCAGAGGCAAACCGCCCUUCUCCUACAUCGCGCUCAUCGCCAUGGCCAUACGCGACUCCCCCAGCGGCCGCCUCACUCUAGCGGAGAUUAAUGAUUAUCUGAUGGACAAGUUCCCGUUCUUCAGAGGCAGCUACACGGGCUGGAGGAACUCUGUGCGCCACAAUCUGUCCCUGAACGACUGUUUCCUCAAAGUCCUGCGUGACCCGAGCCGGCCCUGGGGGAAGGACAAUUUCUGGAUGUUAAACCCUCAGAGCGAGUACACGUUCGCAGACGGAGUGUUCAGGCGCAGGAGGAAGCGUCUGGGGAGAAGGACACUUCUGGAUGAAGACUUUUCUGGACACGUGAUGAAGUGUGAGCCUCGGGUCAAGUUCUCCAGCUCUUUCUCCAUAGAGAGCAUCCUCAGCACCCCCUUCAGAGCCGCGCGCGCGGGGGACAGCCUGGUCCAUCCUUCGUCCCUCUGGCGUCACACUGGACACAUGACGCACUGGGACUCACCUGCUGCGUCACCUUACGUCACAGACGUGGGUCAUGUGACACAUUAUUCAAAAACAGAGAAGAAGGGACAUUUUUGAACUGAACAAACUCCUGAAGCUGUUUGGACUUAACCCCGCGCGCGCAUGUUACACGUGCUGUUUUUUAAAUGUUUUAUAACAAACUGUUUUGAAAAUGUUCUUUAUUUAAUACAUUAUAUUUUGUGUUUUUGGACUGUUAAAUAAAGUAUCAUUUAAGUCUUAAGCUGCAUCAAUGAGUUUGAAUUGGUAAAGUCACGUGACUUUUUAAAACGGUCUGAUGAGAUUUUUCUGCACAAAAAGAAGAAAGAAAUGCUGUUUACAGUUAUUACUGCUGUUUGUUUGUUUGUUUAUUUGUUUGUUUGUUUGUUUGUUUGUUUGUGGACAGCGUUAAGAAUCAUCACUAAACCCCAAGAGACAAACCUGUACAGUUUAUAUUUAUUAAGAACAAAUAAAAUGUGUUUCAUUGUUUCUUUAAAAACAAAAACACUUGGCCUCGUUGGGCAAAUGGAAAUGUUUAUUUGUUUAUCUGUUUAUUUGUUUUUCCAUUUUUCCUUAAAUUGAAAAUAAAAGACGCACAUCACAA